UUUUUUUUCUUUUAACCUCGUAAACUUUUUCUUUCUCCUUGUGUCUAGGCAGGCGUCAAUCGUAGCAAUUAAGAAAGUACGCAAACCAUAUUUGGUGUAUCAAGGUGGAGGCAGUGCUACAUCAUCUUCAGUAUGCAACAUAAUAGCAAUAGUAACUUGUGACUUGUGAGUUUAGAGGAUGAGAUGAAAAAUAGCUUCAAAAUAUUACUAGGUGCUUCCCACACAUCCAAGAAAGAUGCACUCAAAAGGCCCAAAUUUAAAAACUGAUACAAAAACUUAAAAAGGGUCGUAUUAAAGCCCAAAAGGCUUUUGUUUGUUAUUUCCAUGUUUCUUAACGAAUUAUACGACUUAUCAACCAAUUCCCUUUAUUAUUUAAAAAAACAAAAAGCUAUCGUCGCUUUCUUCUUCAUCUUCUAAAAAAGUAAGCUCAAUGUUGUAAUCCGAAUCCGACGAAUCCUGCUCCUGAGUCCUGCCUAAGCUUCCUCUAUCUCUGUGUUGACUCUUCCGGCGAUCCAACAACGCUAUUCUCGGGAACAAAUCCUGAUUUUUUCUUGCAAGUUCAGAGAUUUUACCUGAACUUAAAGGAAGAUAUUGCUCUACGGCGUGUUUAUAGAUGCCUCGGGACUUGUCAAGAUCGAGGUCACCUUCUCCAUCACCGACACGUCGCAGAAAGCAUUCCAGGUCUCCUGUAAGGCAUAGGCGUAGCAGGAGGACUAGACGAGACAGAAGCCGUUCUCCGUACUCUUCUUAUUCGUAUAGCAGACGAAAAAGUCGUUCUAUUUCUCCUAAACGCCACCGAAGUCGAUCUGUUACUCCUAAGAGACGUUCUCCAACUCCAAAACGUUACGAAAGACAAAAGAGUAGGAGUUCCACUCUAUCUCCUUCCGCAUCCCUUGACUCAGCUAAACAUAGGAAUGGAGAAAAACUUAAAAGAGAAGAGGAAGAGCGAAAAAGGCGACAGCGUGAAGCGGAACUGAAGCUGAUAGAGGAAGAAACUGUGAAACGGGUUGAAGAAGCUAUUCAAAGAAAGGUCGAAGAAAGUUUACAUUCUGAAAAAAUUAAAAUGGAAAUUCUAAAGCUGCUGGAGGAAGGGCGGAAGAGACUUAUUGAAGAAGUGGCGGUUCAACUUGAUAAGGAGAAGGAGGCUUCUCUUAUCGAGGCUAAAGAAAAAGAGGGGGUUAUGCGGUGUUUGUCGCAGGAAAGAGAGCAACAAGAGAAAGAAGAGAGGGAGAGAAUAGAAGAGGAGAACCUUAAGAGAGUGGAAGAAGCUCAGAGGAAAGAAGCAAUGGAGAGGCAAAGGAAAGAGGAGGAACGGUAUCGGGAGCUGGAGGAGCUGCAAAGACAGAGAGAAGAAGCGAUGCAAAGGAAGAAAGCUGAAGAGGAAGAAGAACGCCUCAAACAGAUUAAGCUGCUGGGUAAAAACAAAUCACGCCCUAAAUUAUCUUUUACAUUAAGCUCCAAGUGAAGAUAAAAACGAUUGUGAUGGAUAUGCAUCUUUCAUCAUCUCAAAGUUGCUUUAUGAUUAUCGUUUUUAGUGCUACUGCUUCUCGUUGGAGCUUGAAACAUUCUUAGAUGAUUUAAAUAUAACUCUAGUUUCUCGUUUGUAAUUUUACGUUAAGUUCAUGGUUGGAUGGGAAAAGAUAGGAAGGUGAUGAAUGAAUAUGUUAACCAUCCGUUCUCAGAAUGAUGAACAGUUAACA
Molecule: messenger RNA, 1700 nt
Organism: Capsella rubella
Lineage: Eukaryota; Viridiplantae; Streptophyta; Magnoliopsida; Brassicales; Brassicaceae
Exons: 5
Coding region: 614-1465 (283 amino acids)
Cellular component (GO): mitochondrion; nucleoplasm
Molecular function (GO): cadherin binding
Source: RefSeq, a predicted model, not a curated record